Scedosporium apiospermum is the source of this 2589-nucleotide messenger RNA. Its product is annotated as Succinate-semialdehyde dehydrogenase (NAD(+)). Gene Ontology annotation, biological process: GABA catabolic process. Bases 1 to 2589 code for a protein of 862 amino acids. Gene Ontology annotation, molecular function: succinate-semialdehyde dehydrogenase (NAD+) activity. Lineage: Eukaryota; Fungi; Ascomycota; Sordariomycetes; Microascales; Microascaceae. The transcript has 8 exons. The record is from RefSeq and is a predicted model, not a curated record.
AUGGCCUAUCACGUCUUUCACAGGAAAUGGAGGGUUCGAAAGCCCAUGUGGUGGGCGAUGCUAUUCGAGCUUAUCGGCCUUGUUCCCAUCCUCGUCCUCUUCGGUAUCGAGCAGCCGGAUCUCUAUCGUACCAAGUUUUGGCAAAUCGGUUUCGACAAUAAGCUCAACUCGAACCCGAACAUGGUCCUCUACGCCUAUGCGAAUCACAGGCCGCUUCCCACGAUUCCCUUCGUGUGGUCUCAAACUCUAACAGACUUCAAUGUCGCCAUAUCCGUCAUGGCUCUCUUCUUCCUCUUGACUAAGCUUGUCGCAUGGAUCAUGAAAGUCUGGUAUCCCCUCAUCGCCCUCCUCAUGAACAUUGCCACCGUCGCUCUCUGGACGACCAGUGUCUACGGUCAGAUUGGACCCGACUACGCCGAUCCGAGAUAUCCUAGUCCAGUCGCUUGGUAUAUCCGGAAGGACUGCAGUAUCGCCGAACCUUACAACGCCGUUCGUCUUUGCAAGAUUGCAAAGGGAACGCUCUUCGUUACCGUGUACAUGCUCUGCAUCUACCUCGUGAAUCUUGGGCUCGCCAUCUACUCUAUGCUUCCGAACGAGUUGGAUAGGGUCGAGGAAGCGGAGGAUGACAACGAUUCUAUCGUCAAGAGCAGCAACGUCGAAAUGAAGGGUAUGAGGUCGCCUACGACACCUGGAGUGCCGUACACACCCGGAGUGCCGUAUACGCCGCGAACCAUGGCCUUCCGCACCCUAGAUCGGAAAACCCCGACUAGGAUUCGGGAACAACUUCCAACCGAGCAGCUCAAGCAGUGGCAACACUCCGACCAGUGUCCAAGUGGUCAUUGGAGCGCUCAGAAGGUUGAGCGCUGGGGUCAGUUUGGCCCUACCUCGUGCCCUCCUCGCUGCGCGCUCGUCGAGACGCACUUUGCCUCCUCAAUUCACCCAUUGCUUUACGGCUCCAAUUUCCUACAGCUUCGUGAGACUCGCUUCCAAUAUGGUUCCCAAGGUGCGUGGUUUGAGCCGACUCCUCUCCCAAUUCCCGCGGGCGCAAGCUCGUCUAUCCUCGGCAUUGCUAACCCGAGAGAGCUCGCGAUCGAGCUUCCCCCCGCAAUCCAGCUCAAGGACCCCUCUCUGCUCAAGCAGGAUGUCGUGUACAUCAAUGGCGAGUGGGUCGGAGCAAAGUCUGGCAAGACUUUUGAAGUUAGAGACCCCGCCACCAACGAGUUAAUUGGAACUGCCCCUGAAUGCGAUGUCGAAGAUACCGAGGCCGCCAUCAAGGCCGCCGAGGCUGCGCUUCCCGAAUUCAAAGCUAAGACGGGCCGCGAGAUCGCCAAGCUCCUCCGAAAGUGGUACGACCUCAUGGUUGAGAACGUUGAAGACCUCACGACCUUGAUCACUUGGGAGAACGGUAAGCCCGUGGCCGAUGCUAAGGGCGAGGUUAUCUACGCGGCCAACUUCCUGGAGUGGUUUAGCGAGGAGGCGCCGCGAGCCUAUGGCGAGACGAUCCCUGCCACCGUGCCCGCCAACAGGGUGUUUACUAUCAAGGAGCCCGUCGGUGUUUGCGGCUUGAUUACGCCAUGGAACUUCCCUGCUGCUAUGAUUACACGCAAAAUUGGCCCCGCGCUGGCCGCUGGUUGCACAGUUGUCUGCAAGAGCCCCGGCGAGACUCCCUACACUGCCCUCGCCCUCGCCGAGCUAGCUCACCGAGCGGGCAUCCCCAAGGGUGUCGUGAACAUUGUCACAUCCCACCUCAACACUCCCAAGGUCGGUGAGCACAUCGCUACGUCGCCAGUCAUCAAGAAGCUCUCCUUCACCGGAUCGACCAACGUCGGCAAGCUCCUCAUGAAGCAAGCCUCAGGAACCCUAAAGAAGCUCUCGUUCGAGCUCGGCGGUAACGCUCCCUUCAUUGUCUUCGACGACGCCGACAUCGACGUCGCUGUGGCUGGUGCCGUCGUUUCCAAGUUCCGCUCCUCCGGCCAGACCUGCGUCUGCGCCAACCGUAUCUACGUGCAGAGCGGCAUCUACGACGAGUUCGCCGAGAAGUUCGCCGCGGAGGUCGGGAAGUUCAAGGUUGGCAACGGCUUCGGAGAAGGAGUCACCCACGGCCCGCUCAUCCACGACCGCGCCGUUUCCAAAGUCCACGAGCAUGUCAAGGACGCCGUAGCGAAGGGCGCCUCAUUGGCCGUCGGCGGGAACCAUCUCCCCCAGCUUGGCGAGAACUUCUUCGAGCCGACGGUGCUGACGGGCAUGACGCCCGACAUGCAACUUGCGUCUGAGGAGACGUUUGGCCCUGUCGCUGGUCUCUUCCCUUUCAAGUCCGAGGCUGAGGUUGUGAAGCUGGCGAACAAUACUAAUGUUGGUCUUGCGGCUUACCUCUUCUCGAGAGACCCGGCGAGAAUUUAUCGGGUUGCCGAACACCUCGAGGUCGGCAUGAUUGGUGUCAAUACCGGUCUGAUCUCCGACACGGUGUCUCCGUUCGGUGGUGUUAAGGAAUCCGGAUUCGGUCGGGAAGGAUCACUUUACGGCAUUGAGGAGUUCCAAGUCAUCAAGACUAUUACCCUCGGUGGGAUGGGAAAGCCUUUGCAGACUUAG